Messenger RNA from Thamnophis elegans (Western terrestrial garter snake), 997 nucleotides. Its product is annotated as transmembrane and ubiquitin-like domain-containing protein 1. The coding region runs from base 42 to 749 and encodes 235 amino acids. The transcript is spliced from 2 exons. The record is from RefSeq and is a predicted model, not a curated record. NCBI's taxonomy places the organism in Eukaryota, Metazoa, Chordata, Lepidosauria, Squamata, Natricidae. Gene Ontology annotation, molecular function: protein binding.
CCUGGCGGCGGCGGGCGGGCGGGCGGGCAGGCGGCGGGGCGAUGGCGCUGGUGGAGGGCGUCGGGGACGAGGUGACGGCGCUGGCGGCGCUGGUGGCGGCUCUGGGGCUGCUGGGGCUGGCCUGGUUCUCCACGCGGACGGGCGAGCGGGGGGACGGAGCGCUCCCCGCCCCCGCCCGCCGAGACCCCCUCCCCGCCGACCCCCGCCCCGCCCCUCCCCGCCCCAGGGACGGCGGUGGGGGCCGGCAGGAGGAGGAGGGGGAGGGGGAGGAGGGGGAGGAGGAGGAGGAAGGCUCCGGGCCCCCCUUCGUCCUGCGGCUCAAGUUCCUGAACGAGACGGAGCGGCUGGCCAGGGUGCGCCCCAGGGACACGGUGGGCGCCCUCAAGAGGCUCUACUUCCCGGGCCAGGAGCAGCUGGUCCGCCUCAUCUACCAGGGCCAGCUCCUCCGGGACGACGCCCAGACUUUGGCCGCCCUGCACCUGACCAACAACAGCGUGCUCCACUGCCACGUCGCCCAGCACCGGCCGCCCCCAGCCGGCCCCAAUGCCGGCCUCCGGACCGAUGCCGAAGCGGCCCACGCCGCCCUGAACGUGGGCAGCCUGAUGAUGCCCCUCCUGGUGCUGAUGCUGGCUGCCCUGUGGUACUUCCAGCUGCAGCACCGCCACGUCUUCACAGCCACGGCCACCACCUGCCUGGCCGGCCUGACCCUGGUCUUCAGCUUCGUGGCCUUUGCCGUCUACCGCAGAUGACACCGAAGGAGGCCGCUCUGCGCCCAGACUGGGGGACGCCUGUUGGGAUGCCGGGUGCCGUUGCGGGGACGGGGCUGAGCUCUUGAGUCCCGGUGGGGGCCAGUGGGGCUGAGUCUGGGUGUCUCCUGGCCAGCCUAAGCAGGGGGUUGGACUGGAUGACCUCCAAGGUCCCUUCCGACUCUGUUAUUCUAUUCUAUUCCAACCCCUGGUCAUUGUUUUUCCAUUAAAGCUGUGAAGGAAAAAGGGAA